GGUCAGUCGCUGCUGUGUGGUAUGCGAGCUCCAAUCCGUGCACGGCACUCAGUAGCUGCCCGAGAUGAAGUGUCGACGCCAUCUUCCGUCUGUACGCUCGACACCUCCAGCACGGCCGCGUCCGAGUCCUCGCGCUUCUCCGACUCGCCGUCGAGCCAAAAACUCGGAGACCUACUGACCCAAGUCGUGUGUGACGACUCGGAUCAAGUUGCGCUUGCACAGCGUCGUGCUGCCUUCCUGGUGCUCGAGCAGCUUCUGCUAAUUGACCAAAAACAAGACCAGAGCCAAACUGACAUGAAUGCCAAUCUUCUCAACGCUGCGAGUGACCGUCAACAGCCAACCGAAGCAGCCAAGCGAGCGAUGGACAUCUCGAAACGUCCGACGGAGCUGGACGCCUGCAAGUUCGCGAGUGCCGACUCCCGUCCGUAUCCGAUGAUGCCGGCUCUUGUCCAGAACGAAGAAGAGUCAAAGGAGGGGGAGCCAGAGCCGAUUAUCUACCCCAUUCCAGCGAACGAGGAGGUUCGCAUGGCCGCGAUUGAGCAUUUCCGUCUCCACGACGUCGCCAAUGUCUCUGAACUCAACGUGAUCUGCUCACUGGCUGCGGCAGAAAUGAAGGCCCCUCACAGCGUCGUCACACUUGUUGAACGUGAUGUGGUGACUCUGCUGGCGACCAACGCACCGGAAUACUGGGACGUCGGUACCGGUAAUCCGCGCGAGCAAACAUUCUGUCAGCACUUUGUCAUGGACGAUAAGCCGUUGCUCGUCCGUCACGCUGAGGCGGAUAUGCGGUUCUACCACAUCGCGCCCGUGACGAUGCGCAGUCUUCGGUUCUACGCUGGUUUCCCCGUUACUGGAAGCUCAUGA
Messenger RNA from Phytophthora infestans T30-4, 864 nucleotides. RefSeq lists its product as uncharacterized. Lineage: Eukaryota; Oomycota; Peronosporomycetes; Peronosporales; Peronosporaceae. The coding region runs from base 433 to 864 and encodes 143 amino acids. The transcript has 2 exons. The record is from RefSeq and is a predicted model, not a curated record.